Molecule: messenger RNA, 2203 nt
Organism: Phialemonium atrogriseum
Lineage: Eukaryota; Fungi; Ascomycota; Sordariomycetes; Cephalothecales; Cephalothecaceae
Exons: 3
Coding region: 246-1934 (562 amino acids)
Source: RefSeq, a predicted model, not a curated record
AUACCCUCCUUUCCCUGACACAAACAUGGCAUCGCUACGAGUCCCGACACAGAGAUGGACCCUGUCCAAGCCCUGCACCAGCCUCACCAGCUUUGAUUAGGUUGUUGACCUUCGGUCUGAAAUGAAGCUGCCGGCUUGCCUCCUUUCUGUCUGUCUAUCACGCUCAUUCUGUCCUUUGCUCUCCUUCGCAUUUGUUGCCGAGAAUGAAAGGUAUUGAUAAGUAGCCACUUGUUGUCUCCUUCGCCAUGUCCAAUUCCACGCCCUCGGCCAGCGAUAUAAUCACCUAUAUCGGGGUGCCCCUAGCCGUGCUUGGAGUCUUGCCAAUCCUGUACAACACGGCUGUGACCUUGGCUGCCCUGUCCAAGAUCAAGCGCAUGCUCCGCCAUUCCCGCCUGACUGCCUUGACUCGUAGCGAUGUCGUCAACCGAGUCAUCGAGGUCGACCUGCCGCGCUACGCGGUGACGCCCUGGGACAGGUUCACCGACCGCACCGAGUACUGGACGCUGUCGCGCCACCCAAGCGUUAUCCCCGGCGGGAGCUGGACCACGUUCAAUUGGCGGACCAACACUAUAGGGCUCAAGACUCAGCGCGUCGAGUAUGCUGACCAGCUCCGCCAGCCCCAGGUCGAGGUCGCCCUCGACGAGCUGGUCUGCUAUCUCCUGGAUCUGGGGGCAACGCCGGACCCCCUUGGCUGGCGGCUGCUGAGGAGUACGGGGCUGUGGACACCUGUGGGCUGCACGUUGAUGACAUCUCCCGAUGGUCGAGAGCCGGCUCUAUCUAUUGCGCCAUUGGUCGAUUCGGACGGUCAUUUGAGUCUGACGGCGACCUGGUCAAGCCACUGGACGACGAGGAACUAUUCAGAUUUACCGCCUUACUGGGUCCGGCUACCACCGGCGCCGCAGGAGGAAGAGGCAGCGAAGACGAAGAAUUCGGCCGAGGCUUCAGAUUCGAUCGAGGGCGACGCUCCUCCCUACCCUCAAGGAGAGAGCUCUAGUAUGAGCAAGGAAUCUCUGGACUCGGCGCAGCAGGAAGCAGAGGGAAACUCGAGGAGACCAAUCACCUGCCAGAUCUCUAUGGACGGCAUUGUCACGGCGUUAACCCAUGAAGAUCAACUCCAGAGCUCCGUCAAACUCGACAGUCUUUACAUUGAGCACAUCAGGGUCCGAUAUGCCGAGUCUGAUGGUGUCUGGUUUGCCAGCGCGGCCACGGCCUAUGGGACGACGAGCCAGACCGUGCUGUGGAACUACAAGAUUCCGGAUGAUAUCCUCACUUUUGCCAGGAAGGAGACAAUCCCCUGUGGUGUCCUUGUCCUCCUGAAUGUCGUCGAUAUGUCGGCCGCCCCCGAGUGGGCGACGGAAUAUAACGACCAGGGGGCUGCGCUCGACCGCCAUGUGAAGAUGCACCGUGAGCAGCGGCAAGCGAUGGAGGCCGAGGCCCGGAUGGCGCCGGCACAGCGGGAAGCCGCCGUUAGGGAUAGGGUGAGACGGGAGAACGAUGAGAGGCUGCAGGACAUGCGUGACAAGAUGCGCCUCGAUACCCAGAGGAGAGAGUUACGCAUGAUGGAAGCCAUCCAGAGUCCCAAGUGGGAUACGAAGUUGGUGGCGGAGCACAACUUGACCUGGCUGAAGAACCGCGGUCAUGUUCCAGACGCCACGAGUUUGAAGGAUGCGGUGGGUAUACUGCUCCACCGGAUGGUCCUGGACGGGCAGUUCUCCUCCACCAUGUGCAGGAUGCUCGAUCUUUGGAAGGCCUGGGCGGAAAACGGGGGGAUGCGGAAGUCGGACUUGAGUGCGCUGCAGGCGGAUCAGAUUACCUUUGCCCAGUCCACGCUGCUGAUCGCAAUGAUCAAAGACACCUCUGCAGCAUUAGAGGGGACCUUGUCGGUGGACUUGCAAGAAUGCCUGCGGAUGUGGAAAAAAGUCCGACUUGGAUAGUGCCAGGCGGCCUUCGAGGUGUCGAGUCCUCCAUCCCUUUAUAAGACAGCACAAAUGCCCUCUAUUCUAUGCCCUUGAUGGUAAUAUACCGACAGUGGCACCCUGUGCCUCCUCAAAGUUAUGUAUUCUCUAAUCCUACAUGUUGUACACGAAGACACCUACGCAGGAUCUUCGAUGCUUAGCAACCGCUCAUUCUACGUCCUUCCGGAUGCCAAAGAAAUAAUUCCCUAUUUUCUCGCUCCCACCGACCUCCUUCCAUCCAAGACCGG